CUUCACCCUCCCUCGCCACCACGGUUGCCGCUCCCAUUUCCGCGCGGCGCAAAAACUUCCCCCUCAAAAAAUUUCUGGUCGCGUCGGUGCCAUGGCGGCGGUCGCCUCCGCCUCCCCGCUCCCCGUGGCGCGCCGCUCGCCGGCGCCGCCCGCCUUCCUCCCCCUCCGCGCGCACCGCCCCCGCGUCGCGUGGCAGGGCACCGUCGCCACCAGGAGGGUUUUCCGCGCCGAGGCGAUGAAGGUGCAGCGGGAGAAGGAGAAGACCGAGGUGGCCGUCGAGGAGUCCUUCCCCUUCAGGGACACGGCUCCUCCUGAUGGAGCCGACGAGCCGCUGGUCACCGCCGAGGAGAGCUGGGUGGUUAAGCUCGAGCAGUCGGUGAACAUUUUCCUCACGGAGUCCGUCAUCAUGAUACUUGAUGGAUUGUACCGUGACCGCAACUACGCUAGAUUUUUCGUAUUGGAGACGAUUGCUAGGGUGCCGUAUUUUGCAUUUAUAUCGGUGCUUCACAUGUAUGAAACUUUUGGCUGGUGGAGAAGAGCUGACUAUAUAAAGGUGCACUUUGCUGAGAGCUGGAAUGAGUUUCAUCACCUCUUAAUCAUGGAGGAAUUGGGUGGCAACUCUUUAUGGGUUGAUCGUUUCCUUGCACGGUUUGCUGCAUUCUUUUACUACUUUAUGACAGUUGCGAUGUACAUGCUGAGCCCGAGAAUGGCAUACCACUUUUCUGAAUGUGUUGAGAGGCAUGCGUACUCAACCUACAACAAGUUUAUUAAGCUCCAUGAAGAGGAGUUGAAAAGGCUACCAGCUCCUGAGGCGGCUUUAAACUAUUACCUGAAUGAGGAUCUUUACUUAUUCGAUGAAUUUCAAACAGCAAGAGUACCAUGUUCUAGGAGACCUAAAAUCGAUAACCUAUAUGAUGUAUUUGUCAAUAUACGAGAUGAUGAGGCAGAACAUUGCAAGACCAUGAAGGCCUGUCAAACACAUGGAAACCUUCGCUCUCCUCAUUCCAUACAAAACUGCUUAGAAACUGAUACCGAAUGUGUAAUACCUGAAGAUGAUUGUGAAGGUAUAAUGGAUUGUGUCAAAAAAUCCCUUGUGAGUAAAGAGUGACCGACCAUACAUUAUAAGGCAUCAUAGUCUCAUAGAAUAGAGUUUUGAUCAUUCGGUUUCUUUUUCUUCCAAAAGUUAGUAAACAGUAUAUUCUUUACGUCAUUGAUGAUCCUUCAGAAUAGGCAAUAUGUAUUCCAAUAAAAAUAUAAUAUAUUCGUGAGAUAGAUGUUGUACUGCAAGGUAUUGGGUUCAGUGUGCUGUGGUUCUAUGAAACGCUGGGUUACUUGCUGCUUCGUAUAUUCACAAAAUCUACUCUGCGAAGGGCUCAUGAUCAGCACAAUGUGAAUUGGUGAAGGCGAGAGGCAAACUGACUGUAGUAUUGAAGGCCGCAAUGCGAAA
This is a messenger RNA of Oryza brachyantha (malo sina), 1447 nucleotides long. Its product is annotated as ubiquinol oxidase 4, chloroplastic/chromoplastic. Gene Ontology annotation, biological process: alternative respiration. The transcript is spliced from 9 exons. Gene Ontology annotation, molecular function: alternative oxidase activity. Gene Ontology annotation, cellular component: mitochondrion; thylakoid. Bases 92 to 1108 code for a protein of 338 amino acids. The record is from RefSeq and is a predicted model, not a curated record. Lineage: Eukaryota; Viridiplantae; Streptophyta; Magnoliopsida; Poales; Poaceae.